ACUUAGUUGCGCACGAGACUCAAAAGCGAUUACUUGUAUUGAAGGUAAAGAAUAGUUCGUAAAUAUAACGGUUGUAAAAUUGAUUUCAAAUGGUACAGCGAUGAGAAUAAAGAAUAAAACCUUAUAAAAAGCGAAAUCUCACGACUAUUAUUAUUAACCAGAUUUGCUUGCUGGUUUAUAGCAUAUUCCUAUUUUAUGGGUAUGAGUGAAAUCGUGCAUCUAAAUGUUGGAGGAACGAGAUUUUCUACUUCUCGUCAAACUUUAUCAUGGAUUCCUGACUCAUUUUUUACUGCAUUAUUAAGUAAUCGUAUUGCAAGUAGAAAAGAUGAAAGUGGAGCACUGUUUAUUGACAGAGAUCCAAAGAUUUUUUCAAUUAUUCUCAAUUAUUUACGAACGAAAGAUAUCGAUUUAAAAAAUGUAAAUCUUCGUACAUUAAGGCAUGAAUCAGAAUAUUAUGGGAUAACUCCAUUAGUUAAAAGACUGAUGCUGUGUGAAGAUUUAUCUCAGUCUUCAUGUGGAGAUGUUUUAUUUUAUGGUUAUUUACCACAUCCCAAUAUUCCAUUGCAAGAACCACUAAGUGUAUCUGCAACUAUAAGCGAUGUAUCAAUUCAUGGUAGACCACUUAGUUCUACCUCAACAUCUCCCCCUAGAAUUGAAAUGCCAGUAUCCUCUCAACCUGUAGCUAAUUUUAAUUCUCCUGCUCAAGCUUCAAAUCCUAAUAAUCAAAGAACUCUACGAGUUCAAAUCAUAAAAGCCCAUCACAAUUCAAUAGCUGUAGCAUAUGCACAUUUCAUCACAUGUUAUCGAUUAAUGGAUUCAUGUGGCUGGCUGCAUGAUUUCACUAGUCCAUAUAUUGAAUCUGUAAUCGAGCGAGUUGCAAUAAAUGCCAAAAUGGGAAUAGGCACAGAAGGAAAAAUGGUUGCUAUCUCUUAUGGUAGUCAAGUAAGAUUAUGGUGUGUCACUGUAAAUGGUAUAAAGACAAAGAAUAUUGGUACUUUCAAUUUAAAUGUGCGUGUCGAAUAUUUAUUUUUUAUUGGAAGUCAAUUAGUUGCAUUAUCACCGACGGGAAAAAUUGGAGUUUGGCAUGCAAUGACACAUCACUGGCAAAUUCAAGACGUUGUAUCAAUUUCAUCCUUUGAUACUGCAGGGUCAUUUUUAUUAUUUGGAUGCAAUAAUGGAUCUAUUAAUUACAUUGAUAUGCAAAAGUUUCCCCUUAGAAUGAAGGAUAAUGAUCUGCUUGUUACACAGUUGUACAGAGAUCCCAGCCAAGAUCCAAUAACAGCGAUAUCAGUUUACUUAACACCAAAAACAACACAAGGUCUUUGUGGAAAUUGGAUUGAAAUAGCUUAUGGUACAAAAUCAGGAAGUGUACGUGUCAUUGUACAGCAUCCAGAAACAGUUGGACAUGGACCUCAGCUUUUUCAAACUUUUACUGUGCAUCAAAGCAGCGUGACAAAAGUUACUUUGUCAGAAAAUUAUUUGGUAUCAGUUUGCUCUGAAUAUAAUCAUGUCAGGACUUGGGCUGUUACGCGAUUUAGAGGUAUGAUCUCUACUCAACCCGGUUCAACGCCUGAAGCCAGUUUCAAAAUUGUUUCCCUUGAUGCUAUUGAACCAUGUAUUAGCUAUAACGCAGGAAAUGAUUUUGGACCGUUUGGUGAGCAAGACGAUGUGCAAGUAUUUGUACAAAAAGUUGUACCAGAGACAGAUCAACUAUUUGUAAGAUUGGCAUCUAACGGUAAACGCGUUUGCGUAAUACGUUCGGUAGAUGGAAGCGUCAUCACGUCAUUUUGUGUACAUGAAUGUGAUGGAUCGAGUCGCAUGGGCUCAAGACCGAGGCGCUUUAUAUUUACAGGACACUCCAACGGUGCCAUUCAGAUGUGGGAUCUGACAACAGCACUGAAUGCAUUUUUUAAUGUUUUAUCAGCCAAAGAAUUUUCUGGAGGUCCAACACCAGAAGAAUUAUGGAAGUUACUAGACCAAUGUGAUUUGAGUAACAGUCAUUGUUCAACACCAUCCAUUAGCCCAUCUCCAUCCUUGAUUAUGUCCGGACCGAAAAUAAAAGCUAGUAAUGUCUUAUUUCUAAAUCAAUCACAAAACUCAUCAAUAGGACCAAAUCAAUCUUAACUCAUCACUAAGUCAUAAAUUUAUACAUUUGCAUUUAUUUUCUAAAAUUUAAUUUGUACAUAGGAAUAUAGGUUUGAUGAAGUUUGUGACAUUUAUAGUAACUAUCACAAUUGUUAAUUUACGAUAAAAAAUAGGUACCGAUUUGUCAAGAAAUUAAAAAAAUUGUUGUAUUUGAAUAAGGUUGAGCUUUAUAAAAUCGUAUUGUAAUAACAAUACUUUUUACUGUGAUCUAAACCAAUAAUAUAAGAAUUUCAGGAUUAAAUAAUUUCAUUGUAAAUGAUAUAGUCGAAUACAAUAAUUAAUAACGUAAAGACAUUAAAUGAAUCGACUUUUUUAAUACCUAGUAC
This is a messenger RNA of Ceratosolen solmsi marchali, 2471 nucleotides long. RefSeq names its product BTB/POZ domain-containing protein KCTD3. NCBI's taxonomy places the organism in Eukaryota, Metazoa, Arthropoda, Insecta, Hymenoptera, Agaonidae. Gene Ontology annotation, molecular function: protein binding. The coding region runs from base 196 to 2124 and encodes 642 amino acids. The record is from RefSeq and is a predicted model, not a curated record. The transcript is spliced from 11 exons. Gene Ontology annotation, biological process: protein homooligomerization.